Carassius auratus (goldfish) is the source of this 4212-nucleotide messenger RNA. RefSeq names its product oxidative stress induced growth inhibitor family member 2 (gene osgin2). Lineage: Eukaryota; Metazoa; Chordata; Actinopteri; Cypriniformes; Cyprinidae. The coding region runs from base 269 to 2038 and encodes 589 amino acids. The transcript is spliced from 6 exons. The record is from RefSeq and is a predicted model, not a curated record. Gene Ontology annotation, molecular function: oxidoreductase activity; growth factor activity. Gene Ontology annotation, biological process: negative regulation of cell growth.
UGUUACCUCGUUUAAAUAUUAUUCCAAACUUCAGCAUCAUUUGUACAUCUUUAUUAUCCGGCGAUUUCCCAGAAAACAGUCGGCAGCAUCUUUAGGAUAUCAGUAUUCUGUGUCAUCCUGUGACUCGGCGUGGAUCCUCCCACUAGGGAUACGGACUAUUUAUACAGCGUGCAGCAUCCCGAGCCUUCUAGAGAUACGCGUAUCUGAAAAAAACAGAGAAUCUGAAGAUUUUUCGUUUGGAGUGCCAGCUCUAAUUCUGGCUGCCAUUAUGCCUCUGUUAGAAGAAGGUUCUGUGCCAAGGGACUGUACUCGUACUGUGCCGGUAGUCAUCAUUGGUAACGGUCCUUCUGGUAUAUGCUUGUCGUACCUUUUGAGUGGGUAUACUCCUUAUUUAGAUCCAAUGGCUGUGCACCCAAACCCUAUCCUCUUCCGUAAACUACAGGAAGCCAAGCAGCUUUCCAUCACUGAACAGGAUUUGGAGUUUCUUUGCGAAGGUUUAGAGGGGCGUUCCGGAAACCCUGUGGCGGUGCUCUUCGACACACUCCUUCAUCCAAAUGCAGAUUUGGGCUAUGAGUUCCCCUCUGUACUGCAGUGGAGGAUGGAAAAGAAACAUCACAUUCCUCAUCUGAUCUUGGGAAAAGCUACACCUGGUGGUGCUUGGCAUGCAAUGGAAGGUUCAAUGCUGACCAUUAGUCUUGGUAUAUGGAUGGAGUUACCAGGAGUCAACUAUAGAGAUUUGACCUCAGGCAAAAGGAGGUCGGUGUCCAAUGAUCGAGCCACUCCAGAUGAAAUCUCUUCAUACUACAAAAAUUAUGUCAAGCUCAUGGGUCUCCAGAAGAACUUUGUGGACAAUACCUAUGUCACCUCUGUUCAAAAACUUCACCGCAGUCAUGAAAAAAGUCACGUGAAUGAAAAGAACACAGUCAACGGUCAGCUGAAUGCUGUGAAAAAUGGGUUUGAUUAUUGCAAUAAGAACAGCACUGAGAAUUGUCAGAAUGGAUUGGUAAAUGGGUUUAGCAAUGAGUUACAAAAUGGAAUGGAGAAAAGCAGUAGGAGUAGUGAUACUGGGGAGGAGGAUGAAGAUAAAAGAGGCAAAGAAAGAGUGCAAGAGAGUAUUGGGGUUUCCCAUGCACUUUCACAAGGACUCUGGGAGGUCAGGGGCUACCAGCAGCUCCAUGGUGACACUCAUGUCCCUUUUAUCUUAUUUGCAGAGAAUGUUGUCUUAGCAACAGGGGCAUCUGACUCUCCAGCUCGACUGGGAGUAGAGGGGGAGGAUCUCCCUUAUGUGUUCCACAGUGUACGUGACCUUGGGGUAGCUGUUAGCUGUCACGGUAAACUGGGCCCUUCCUCUGACCCUGUGCUGGUAGUGGGGGCAGGGCUUAGUGCAGCCGAUGCAGUGCUGUGUGCCCUGAACCAUAAAGUCUCUGUGUUGCAUGCAUUCCGCAAGCGUGCUGAUGACCCGGGUCUCAUCUUCAAACAGUUGCCAAAGACACUUUAUCCUGAAUAUCACAGGGUCUACCACAUGAUGUGUUCCCAAGUUUACCCAGCAUCCCCUGUUGCCAAUCACACAGCUCCUAGUCCAUCAUUGUUCCCUGAUUACACCAGCUUCCCUGAGCACUGUGUGCUCUCCUUCCAGCCUGACAUGCACUGUGUGAUGAGGGGAUCCAAUGGUGUCCUUAGAGUCUUCAAAGUCUCUAUGGUGCUAGUUCUUAUCGGGACCUAUCCAAACUUGUUUUUCUUGAAGGAGCAAGGGCAGUACCUUGGUUUGGACCCCAGUAGGCCAAUUUCCUGCAGACAGAAUCCCAUGGACAUAAACCCUUACACCUUCGAGUGCAAAGCUGAGCCUGGGCUCUUUGCCAUGGGACCCCUUGUUGGUGACAACUUUGUACGUUUCUUAAAGGGCGGUGCUCUUGGUAUUGCUACCUGUUUGCACAAGAGGCUGAAACAGAGGAUUGAAAAGAACAGGAAAUUGAUCACAGAGGAAGAAGGGUGUGGAGGAUGGGGAAGAGAAGGAAGUGGGGGAGGAGGAUUUGUCUAAGGCUUCAAGAGAAGGUCCCUCAUGAUGUGAGUCUUGGAAUACAUCUCAUUUUUAUAUGUAUGCAGUGAAUACUAAUUAAAUUACAACUUUCCUACAACUUACAAGAGAAAGUACACUUAUAAAAAUGAGCAGACGAUCGGAGGAAAAUGGUGUCUUAUGUUGACUUACAAAAUAAGUUUUUUCUGGCCAGGAAUAAUGUGCCAAUAUGUCAGUGUCAUGGAGUGUCCUUCACCUAUUGUUUUUUCAAAUGCUGUUAUUGGCCUUGUUGUUUGUAAUAAGUUACCUGCUCUUACAUUAUACUACAUCAUAGAUAGCGUAUAUUUCAGUAAUAAUUGCAGUGCCUAAAGGGCCUAUCAUACUGACAGUGUUUUGUAGCAACAAAUCAACCAAGCAUUGUUAAGAGAUUUUGUCACAAGCAACAGACUUGCUGUUGAGAAUUUACUGUUUAGCAGAGCUAAAAGAUGCAGCAACUACCAAUGAAAGCACAGUGAUUUGUCACGAAGUUGGAUACAGAGCAAAGUAGGAAUGGCUACUAAACACCAACAGCUCAGAAUCUCUGAUAUAAUCUCUAUCAGUGUGAACACACGUUAGGUCAAGGAGGCUUCCACUAAUGAGUACAAGAAAGCAAUACCAAAAAUAGCAGAUGACAUAAAGGUGCCAUUCAAUGCAAAAAUCACUUUUAUUAGGUGUUUGAACACAGUUCUGCGGCUGCAGUGUGUGAAAACAACCAGCCUAUAAUGGUAAAAAUGCACCCACUCAUUGUUUUAUAAUCCCAACAAUUCAUAAUCAGUCUCUCCACACUAGCAGUUCCAGAUUUCUCACUACUAUGAUGACAUAGUCGGUGAAAGUCCUGCCCAUUUGUAAUGCUCUCUUUCCUGUUAACAUAUACACAGCCUUGAGUGAGAAGCUGCAGUCUGCCAUUACUGUUCUCUUGCUGUAGCUGCUGGAGGUACCAUGUCAGUGCUGCCGAAGAGCCAUUAAAAGUGUUGUGCGUUGUGAUACACCAAUGAACAUAGGAGUCUCCAUAGACCACUGAGGACAUGGUGGAAAUUUCCAAAGGAUAUGUUACAGAAAAAAAAAACCCUGAAAAUUCCUAUACUUUGAGCUAACAUUUUACACCGGACUGCCUCACAAAUGAGGGUCAGUUGGAGUUAUGCAAAGAUUGCUUCUGAAAGAGGGAUCGAUAUUCAUGUUUUGUGGGCAAACAUCCGGACUACUGACAAAGUAAUCAUCACGCAUCAAAUUUUGUUUUCCAAAAUAGCUUCUUGUCUCUCUGUAAGGCUAUUGUUGCUAAAGCUACCAUUGUCUAUGCCCGUUUCCACUAAUGCUGCCUUCAUGUGCUACCAGAAUGAUCGUAAAUAGGGAUGUGGUAGUUAAAAUUGCAUUUGGAAGCAUUGUGAAGUGUAACACCGGUAUGCCUGCAAGCAUGACCUCUUAAAGCUCCGGAGGCAGGGACAGCAGCUCAUUUUCAUUUAGAUUUAAAAAUUACAAUUAAAUGUAUGCUUUAAGAAGACGCUUUUAUCUAAAGCGACUUGCAGUGCAUUCAGGCUAUCAAUUUUUACCUAUCAUUAUUAUUUAAAGGGGACAAACACAAAUAACAAUGCAUUUUGGCUCAUACCCUAAAAGUGGCCAUUUCAACAAGCUAUAAAAAAUGAUCUAUUUAUUUUUAGAUAAAACUGCAUAUACACAGUCUGGGGACAUCAUAGAGCAAUUUAAAAUACUGUAUCAAAGCAUUUUUAUGGCACCUUUAAGCCGAAGGCGUAGUUUGUAAAGAUUAUGUUGCAGUCUGCUUUAAUGUUUCUGCUGUGAAAUGCCAUUUAACGCACAAUGUAUAUUAAUAUGCACAAAAUUUCAAAAACCUUCAUGAGCUAAUAAUGAGCCAACCUUUCUCUUUCAUUGUAACAUAAAACAAGUGCCAAACCUUUGAAAUACAGUACCUUUUCAUUUUCUUGGUGUUUAUUAUUAAUUCUGGUAAUUUUAAGUAAAAUAGAUAAAACAAUGUUCUGCAUUAGAGAAACUUUUGAUUAAUCCAAUGUGCUGUGUUUUAGAAAUUUUGACUAGGUAUUUCACAGUAUUCAAUGGUGAAAUAUAUUACUUCAUACUCUGUGCCAAAUAAAUGUUUUAUUGCUUUGAAAUAUUAACUAAAAUAACUUAAGAGCUAGCAUUGUUAAGUU